CCCAAACUUAACCCCACCACUCUUAAGUCAAGAUGUACGCCAGCCCCCGGUAUUCCCGACACCACGGCGGCAGCAGCAGCUACCAGACGCAGCAGUACACAUCGCCCUCCAAGUACAGCAGCCACGCGCAGUACGCGUCCCCCUCCAAGUACAGCGGCUACGACGGCUACUCCUCGCCGGUCAAGGCCUCGUCUUACCACCAGCAGCAGCAGCAGUACUACUCGUCCCCCAGCAGCCCCACGUACUACAACCACCAGCAGCAGGAGUACUACAACUCGGGCGCGUCCACCGCGUCCUCGUCGUCGCAGGAGGGCCCGUUCUACGCCGACGAGCUGGACGAGCUGGACGACUACACCAUGGGCCUCGCGAGCCCGGACAUGACGACGAUCCCCACCGUCCCCACGCCCAUCAAGCUCAGCAUCUACGAGCACGGCAAGACUCCGUCUGGAAGAGUCAUGGUGACGGCCGGCAACCAGACCAUCGAGUUCUUCUCGUGCGCCGUCAACGCGCCGCUCUCGCGGUGUAUGGUGGUGCAGGAGUAAAGACAAGUGCAGAGGAAAGAGUCGAGUCUGGUGCCGCUGGGCCUCCGCCUCGCACACGCCAAGGACGAGCCUCA
Phytophthora sojae is the source of this 616-nucleotide messenger RNA. RefSeq lists its product as hypothetical. The coding region runs from base 33 to 542 and encodes 169 amino acids. Lineage: Eukaryota; Oomycota; Peronosporomycetes; Peronosporales; Peronosporaceae. The record is from RefSeq and is a predicted model, not a curated record. The transcript has a single exon.